CUCCCCGCCAGGGCCUAUAGCAUUUUGUAACGCUCUUGACCAGCAACAGGGCGGGUGUUUGGGCUUCAUGGAGACGUCAGCAAGGAGACUCUGUGGGCGGAACAGGAAGUCGGCAACGCACGUGUCUGCGUACGGGGAAGCCUUGUCCAGCUGCUCCGUUCCUGCUUUCGUAUCCCGGUUGGAGCCAUGAGUCGUCCCGUAACUUGUGUUGCCUGGGUGCCCCAAGGUGUUGCCAAGGAGACGCCCGACAAGGUACAACUUGACAAGGAAGAACUGAAGCGUUUAAUUACUGAAGCUAAAGAAAGAUUGGAGGCAGAGGAUGAGGGUGAGGAUGGAAAUGGACAAGAAGAAACCUCAGGUGCCAUGGAUGUUGUUGAUGGUGAGGUAGCCAACUCUGCUCCCAAAGAUGAGGAUACUGAUAAGCUAGAUGAUGAUGAAUUGGCAGAAUAUGACUUGGAUAACUAUGAUGAAGAAACUGCAGAUACUGAGAGCAUUGGAGAAAUCUUUGCAGGGCUUGCAGUAUAUGGAACUAAUGAAAAUGAUCCAUAUAUCACUAUUAAAGAUACUGAUCAAUAUGAGAAAGAAGACUUUGUGAUUAAGUCAAAUGACAGUCUUGUUGUAUGUGGCAGAGUUGAUAAGGACCACUGCAGCCUAGAAGUUCAUGUUUAUAAUCAUGAAGAAGAUUCCUUUUAUGUCCAUCAUGAUCUUAUUUUAUCUGCAUACCCCUUAAGUGUGGAAUGGAUGAACUUUGAUCCUAGUCCCAAUGAUUCUGCUGGAAAUUAUAUUGCUGUUGGCACAAUGAAUCCUGUUAUUGAAAUAUGGGAUCUUGACAUAGUGGACUCUUUAGAGCCAGUUUUUUCACUAGGACAUAAGGCGAAAGUAAAGAAAAAGAAACAAAAGAAGAGCUUAUCCAAAGAAGACCAUCAGGGGCAUACUGAUGCAGUGCUUGAUCUUUCAUGGAAUAAACAUCUCAGAUCUGUCUUGGCAAGCGCCUCAGCUGACCAUUCUGUAAUUCUUUGGGACAUGUCCAGGGGCACAACAGCAGCAACGCUUUCUCUUCACACAGACAAGGUGCAAACACUGCAGUUUCAUCCAUUUGAAACACAGACUCUCAUUUCUGGCUCUUAUGACAAAUCAGCCAUUUUAUAUGACUGCAGAAGUCCACAGGACAACCAUAGAACCUGGAGAUUUAGUGGACAAGUUGAAAGAGUGACUUGGAAUCAUUUUUCACCUCACCACUUCUUAGCUAGCACGGAAGAUGGAUUUGUAUACUGUCUUGAUGCUCGUUCCCAUAAACCAGUCUUCACAAUGAAAGCACAUGAUGAAGAAGUAUCUGGACUACAGUUAAGUAGCCAAAUCAAAGGAUGCCUUGUCACAACAUCAUCUGAUAAAUCUGUGAAAAUUUGGGACAUCCUAGGAAACAAGCCUUCUUUAGUCUAUUCCAGAGAUAUGAAAAUGGGUACCCUGUUUUGUGCAGCUUGCUGUCCAGAUCUGCCAUUUGUUUAUGCCUUUGGAGGAGAAAGGCAGGGACUACAACUCUGGGACAUAAGCACAAUUUCCACAGUGAAUGAUGUUUUUGGAACUCGACAGAGGCUAGCAGUUACCACAUCAAGUUCUGAAGCAAGUAAUUCUGCUAAUAGCAGUAGCAGCUGUGGAGGAGCUGUAAUGGAAUCAUGAAAUAAGCUUUUUUUAAAAUUAAAAUUCUAAGUAAGCCAUUUUUUUAACCUGCUUUUAAGAUCAUGUUACCAUGAAGUUAGGCCUUGAUCUUAAAAAUUUUCAGAGAUGUUAACCAGCUAGAAAUUGGAAUAUGCCAAAACACAAAAUCACUAGCAAUAAUAUAACAAAUUAAUCUUAAUUUAUUCAUUUGUAUUAAGAAAGAUUAAUUUAGGUAUUCUGAUGCAUGUAACAACUACUUAAAUUCUUUGACAUUGGUUAUUUGGUUUAAAAGCUACUAUUUAAAAACCAGUUUUCUGAGAAUCUAAAGGAAGCGCUCUAUAUUGUGGAAGGUUUAAAAUGUGUUAUUAUUAACCAGGAUUGGAUACCUUGUGAGAGCAUGAUUCUCUGAUUUUAUAUAUUAUAAUAAUAAUAACUUUAUUGUCAUUGUACGUGUAUACACUAUACCUAUACAACGAAAUUCACUUAACACCCAAAGACCACGUCCAACACACAUAACAAUCCCCAAACACACUCCCACCCACCACAAUUCCCCACCCCUAAACCACCCAAACAUCCACACAACAGACCAAGUAAUGCUAUCCAACAGCUCACUGAUGGUGGCCCUUUAGUUCAUUGUUGAGUGCGAUUUUAUUUAUAAAAUAGGCAUAUGCUAAUUAAUAAAAUCUAAUUGGCAUAAAUAAGCUAAGAUUAACAACAUUGGGUUUCUCUCCCCCCCCCCCCCAAUUUGUAUUUAAUUCUUGGAGAAUGCCUGGUUUUUCAGUAGUAGUUUGCCAUUGCCUCCUUCCUAGGACUCAGAGGUCACCCAUCUGGCUUCGUGCCCAAAGUGGGACUAGAAUUCAUGGUCUCCCAGUUUCUGAUGCCUGAAUUAUUACAUCAUGGCUCUCAUCUUUUUGAUUCAGACCAUUAAUUUAAUAUACUCCUACCUAGGAGAACUAUCAAUGUCAGCAUAUUAAUAUUGGCUGAAGAUCAUAAUGUAUAAACAAAUGGUUUAAUAAAGCAAAAAUGCUAUGGUGAAAAAACAAUUUCUACAUACUGGGGAAAAACUCAAAA
Pantherophis guttatus is the source of this 2727-nucleotide messenger RNA. It is a transcript of the gene PWP1, whose product is annotated as PWP1 homolog, endonuclein. Gene Ontology annotation, biological process: rRNA processing. NCBI's taxonomy places the organism in Eukaryota, Metazoa, Chordata, Lepidosauria, Squamata, Colubridae. The record is from RefSeq and is a predicted model, not a curated record. Gene Ontology annotation, molecular function: protein binding. Gene Ontology annotation, cellular component: nucleus.